GCAGCUGACACGAUCGGUCGGUAGCGGCGGCAGGCAGCGGCUCUGCGUUUCUAUUUUUAACGUGCCCGUUGCGCGACKUCACCUCCGGACGGCUGCCGCAGGGACCGCAGCGCGCUAGUGACAGCGCGCGAUCCGCCGGCUCUGCGCAAAACGAUCCGUCGAAUGCGAAACGAUCCGUCGAACGCGAAACGAUCCGUAGACUGCUGCAGUGAAACCUGACGACGAGGAUUAUUUAAUAACGCGAUAACAAUCAUAAUAUUAUUAUUAAUUCGUCUCUAUUAAUAAAUAACUUGUGACUGUUGCGGACGCCGGGCCGGGGAACAACUACACCGAGGAAGUCACGCCAUGGCCCGACAUGGGUGAUCUGGCCGACACCAUCGACGAUCUCAUAUGCAGUUUCGAAAGCGAUGGUAGUAAGACAAUGGACACGCUGAUCAUGUACCUGUUCUGCUGGGCGUUGGUCGGUUUUGCCGCGCUGGCCGUCGGAAAGUUCGUUUACAGCCGGGCGGCUCUGUACGCUGGCCGAAAAUCGGCAGCCAGGACGGCUGCCGCGGCCGGCCUGGAACCGGACGCAGCCUCGGCUGCGGCUGCCGGCGACCGGAAAUCAUCCCAGCUGAACCACCACCGGGUUGUGCCACCCACGCCGCCGGUGGCCCGCAAACGUGUCAAGAAAUAUGACCGAAUUWUUAUGGUGGGAUAUCCACCGCCGGUGCGUAAAUGGAUACGACAUACCAGAAUUGCUUUGAAUUUAUYGUCACCCGGACAACCGACGCUCGGGGAGUUCAUAAAGCACGGCGUCGGUGUCGAAUUCGUACGGUUUCUACCAGAAACUCAUCCACCUGUUCUCAGCAACAUUUUUUGUGAACUAGGAGUCUACGAAAACAUUACAAUUACCUGUGACUGCGACGCAACGCCGGCGAUGCAGUUGAAGGCGAUGCGACARAAGGGCGACAAAGUGGACGUUUCUCAUUACCGAGUGAACGUGAACAAGUUGCAGGCCCGGUUGAACAUGUCAUGUGACACUGCCAAGAAAAGGGGACAGAUCAAAUUCGAUGGAUGGCCAAAAAUAAAAGUGGCGCUGGCUCAAGUUGGAUACAUUAAAAGCAAAACUAUGGAUGAAGUGCAGCUGCAAGACGUCAUCUUGGACAUUGUGACCGGUGCCAUAAGAUCGACAGACCUUUCAGUCGAUCUGUACAGGUGGUCUGAUUUUCCAAAUUUCAUAAAAAGCCAACGACAGACAAUAACUUCGCCUUUGGAUUCAUACACCGAUCGAAUGAUAAGUCCGAAAAUAGAAUCAACGGUCAUGAAGCAAGGAGAGAAAAGGUUGAUGGUUAAAGUCAUAAAAGCCAUUGGACUCGGUCUCAAACAAGGGUGCUACGAACCGUACUGUGUUAUCGAAGUCGAUGACCCUUUCCAGAAGAAGCAGACUUCGACAAAGAAGAACACUUCAUCACCACAAUGGAACGAGAACUUUAUGUUCACGUUGAAUCGGACAACCGAGGAGAUAUUGUUCGAAGUAUACGACUGCAACCCGAACGGUGGAAAUCAGUUUAUGGGCUUGGCUAUUGUCAGCGUCGAAGAACUGCUCGUUAACCCUUACCAGAGGCAAGUGCUGUCACUCCAGUCGAGACCAUAUCAAGACGAUUCUGUGUCCGGUACUCUUACGUUAGAAAUUAUUGAGAUGCAUUGUAAUACUCAAGGAAAUGAAAACUUUUGUUUUUAA
This is a messenger RNA of Diuraphis noxia (Russian wheat aphid), 1723 nucleotides long. RefSeq lists its product as uncharacterized. The record is from RefSeq and is a predicted model, not a curated record. Lineage: Eukaryota; Metazoa; Arthropoda; Insecta; Hemiptera; Aphididae.